Molecule: messenger RNA, 1155 nt
Organism: Schistosoma turkestanicum
Lineage: Eukaryota; Metazoa; Platyhelminthes; Trematoda; Strigeidida; Schistosomatidae
Source: the annotation of a GenBank genome assembly
GAAUUGAACAGAUGGUUGAACAAAAUGGUGAUUAUCUGAAACAAUUGGGUAUUAAUAUGAAUAAUUUAGAAAAAGAAAUGAAUUCAGCUAUUGCCAAAGAAUCCAGAUAUUGGCUUGAAAAUGAUGCAAAAAUUAGAGCAGUUCAACAAGGAGUUCCAACAUAUGAUGAUUUUAGAGAGCUUGUCGCUGGAUGCCAUUUGAAGCCUUUGGAUCGCUCAGAACUGACCAACACUAUUCGUCAAAAGUCUAGCUGGAACUACUCAACAACAUUAUUGGGUAAUAAUAACGUGUUCUCAGAGCCUGGAAUGAAUUCACCUAUCUCCACGAAAUCUAUUACCACUCCCCAGGAAUUCAUUGUACGAUGGCGUCAUAUCAAAUCAUCAUCCACAGUAGCAAAUAUUAAUGAAAGUGAUGCUUUAUCAGAGUUAUUGUUCAGUCAGAAUAGUGAACUGUUGGAAAAUCUUUUUAAUACUGGACUGGGUGUGUCGCUAUUGCCUGACAUCAUCUCAGUAUUAAAUCAUGUUAUCGAUAACACGGAGGAAAUAUUGUCAUCAGCUGAUUGUAAAGUCAACAUGGUUUUUAUGAUUCUUGCAAGUUUUCAAAAGUCUAAACAAUUUUCUGUUGCAGUGGAUUGUUUACUGGAUAAUGAGAAAGAAACUGCACGUAACUUAAUUCAAAAAAUUGAAGAAAUUGUAAAUAAAUCUGGAAAUUUUCAAGUUGAUAGUGAAAUUUUAAAGAAAAUGGCUGAUGCUUUUAAGUGAAGCAAUUACUGUUAUACUAUAAUGCCAAUAGAUCUCAUACUUGAAAAUAUCCGAAACCUUGAAAUAUUUUCUGUGUUUGCUGUAUUUGUGACUUGUAGUAUUUUCGUUUAGAAUCUGUGUGUUAUUGUUUGCUUUCUAAUAGUUUAAACCAUAUUACUUCCCAAAUAUUCUUAAUUGGGGCGAAAUCUCUGCCUCAUCAAAACCAAUCUCUUAACGAAAGUAGAAAAUAUUUAAUGCAAAGUGACAUUCUCACCGUGGCAGCAAGCUAUUCUUUACAGCUAAUGAAAUGUAAUGUUUUAUCAAUUUCGUUGUCUUACUUCUUCAGAAUAUAAUAUUUUACUUAAUAAAUGUAUAUUUGUGUUUAGAGUGAAAGUGAAGUUCACGUAUAUUCGGG